CUUUGCUGCCAACCGCCGCGCCGCUCUCUCGACCGCCCGGUUGACAGGCCCCGCUGGAGGAAGAGCUUCUGCACAAGCCGGGAUGGGUGUCCCAACCGCAGCAGCAGUGCUAGAUGUGCUGGGCAUGGCAUUAGGAGGGCUGGGCCUCUUAUUCUUUGUCCUGUGCGCUGGAACAGACUGCUGGAGGGAAGAUGCCAAAGAUCCCCAUUCGUCCGUGGGCCUGAGCUCCCGGUGCCGCGGGCUCUGGAGCGAGUGCGUGUUUGACAACGUGGCCAGGCUCUGGACAUGCGACAUCCCCACCUCCUAUCUCAGCCAGCGCCCCGCUGUCCUGGUGACCACUCGUGCUCUGGUGAUUGUGACCAGCCUCCUGUGCAUUGGGGCGAUGCCCUCCCUCAUUGUGGGCAUGAGGUGCACUCACCUGAUGAGGGGCAACGUCCGUCAGAAAUACAAGUUCACCCUUGCUGCGGGGACCCUCUUCCUUCUCGGAGGCCUGGCGGGCACAGCGGCUGUUCUCUGGUACGCGGUGGACACCGUGCAGAAGUACAGGCUGGAGGUCAGUUUUGGGAUCCCUGGGGUGACCUAUGAACUGGGCUAUUCCUACUGGAUGGCGGUGGCCGGCACCCUCUGCACCUGCGCCGCAGGGAUCCUGCUGCUUGUUGCCAACUGCCCCAGGACCCAGACACCGAGGAGGAAGCCCCCACAUGUCCCGCUGCCCCCUGACUUCCAGAGACGAGGCACUUACUUGUGAGUCCAGCUUCCAGCACUUCCGCCGCCUGGUUCUCGGCCUUUUUAGACUCGAGGCGCCCUCGGAAAACACCAGCUCCUAGUUUUCACUCUUUUUUUGCCUAUAGAAAAACAGUGGAGCAGUGUUUUCGUGGUGCAAAGAAUCAGGAAGAUGCAACUGUGGACUUCUGUUGAAAUCUCUGGGCUUAUCUUGUGAAUCGUGUUUGAAAACCUGACUGUGGGGCACCCUACAGCACCCUGGAAAGGAUCUCAAGGCACCCCAGGGUGCUGCGGCACCCUGGUUAAGAAACACUCCCCCAGAAGCACAGGCCUCUGUAAGACGCUGUGAUGAAAGGGAGGACUAAAUUCUCCAUCGUCUGCAGGCUGGGCAGUCUCUAACCCCACGGCAAAGUGUGCGUGAAACACUGCCUGAUGCGCGCGCCGGGAUUUUACCCCACUUUGCCGCAGGGUAUGUGCACCCAGGGGGCAGGGCUACCAGACUCCCAAGGUAACAUCUACAAAAGCUCCCAAAUUAACUAGAAACUUCAGUCCCAUUUUCCAAACCGCCGAGGGGCUCGUCUGUGUUGCGCUGUGCUGCAAGCACUGCCCAAAGGCACGUCCCGCCCGUGCCUUCCUGCUCUGCACGCGCCCAACCCAUCCUGGCGUCCCCCGAGGCCCCGGGUUUCUCUCGUGGGUUAGAAGAGGAGCGUAGCCCAUGUGUGCACCUCCGAACAGGCACUCGAGACGCCGCGGUCUGGAGAAGCAGAGCUAGCCUGGGCGCAGAGACUGUGCUGGCUGGACUCCAUCUUUUUGCUCGCACAGGUAGGGAGAGAGCAUUUUUCUCCACCUGCGAGAGCUAGAGGAGAUCAGUGUCUCUGCGGCAAACUCGAGGCUGCAAGUGAGAGGAAGAGCGGAGAAAGCCCCGGUCAGACUCUGGUCGCUCCCGCUCCAGCGUCUGCUCUCUGCCGCUGAGACAGGAGCCUGGGCAAGACGGACCUAUAUGGUCUGACCCAGUAAAUGGCAGCUCUUAUGUCAUUGUGAUUAGGCUGUAUACAGGAGAAACUGGAGCACUUUUGAUCAGCAGCAGUAAUGCCCCGUUCCUCUGACUGUAGACGGUGCCAGCUAUUCCUUGGCGUUCCACACGUUUGUGUCUUUUCCAUAGUAAUUUAUUAAAAUGUCUCCUUAUUGCAAUGCAAGCAGCCUCUUACAACAUGAAAGCAGUGAACUGUGCUCUUUAAACAGGGCUGUGGAAAGCCCUUCAGAUGGAGCACUUCUGAACAAAAGCACAUGACUUCUUUAUUCAAAAUUUGGAGAAAAAAUUGACUGUGUCAGCAAUCUGUGAGCAAAGAAAAACUCAGAGUAGGCAAUCUUAUAGCAGGCAUUGUGCCCUUUGGCUACCAUGCAGCAUAUCUACCCAGCAGGCUCAGUACUUUAUUGUCCAUGGUCUGUUAUCGCCUUAUUUAUUUGCAGAAGAUGUAUAGAAACGUGCCACCUGGUUGUGGGCAAGAGGAUGCUUUGCUGGCGAGUACAAAAUCAAUGGAAACAGCCGUACGGGUUCCUUCCUUCUCCGCAAGAAUUGUAAUUGCACUGGAUGGAGGACGGUGUUGUUUAGGGACAGGCGGAGAUGAGCACUUAGAAAGCACGUGGUGUUGGUCUCCCUCAGUUCAGACCCGCAACGAGCAUUUUUGGCUGGGAUUUUCAAAGCAGACUCCCGUGAGUUAAGCGCGAAAUCCUGCUGGAUGCUGACUCCCUUAAACUUGCUUCUUUUUCCUCCUCAAAUCCUGCUGCUGCCACUUUCCCUAAUAAGAGCAGAGUCAGGCUCACACGCUGAUCAAAUCCUGACCAUCAUGAGGAAAGCGAGAAAAGUCAUUGUGCUCAUUAUGGCAUUGACACUGCAGCACCUAUUCAUGUAAGCAGCUCUUUUGGGAAGUCUCUUGCGAGCAAGGACUCCUCGCCUUGGGAAGGGACUGCUGGCCAGGACCUGUGAUAGCUUCGCCUGCCUGGGAUACAUCAUCUUUGUCCAAAUAUUACACAUUUUACUUGGGAAACAAGACUGAGAAGGUCUUGCUGCUCUUUGCUCUUUUGUCAUCUGCCCGUAACCCACUAGACCAUCCCCCAGACUGGGCCCGGACCCAGGGAGCUGCUAUAGUGUGAGCUCCGUGCCUGGUGCUGGGACAGAGUUGUGUUUUCUGUGGAUCCAGCCUCAAGCGAAGCCCCUGGCACAAACCCAGUGGGUCACAACCCCAGAGACUGGACAAAACUCCCAUUUAAAGGGGAGUUGGGAACGUGUGGGAUAGGUCAUGGGUCACAGCAGUGACUUUCCUUCCCUUGCACAUGUGCACGGCCCACUCCGGGCACUCGGCUUACUACUGCUGCCACCCCACGGGGUGCUUUUCUAGGCGAGGGGCAGACCCCUUGGAGCCGUCCAAGCGCCAGCUUUGCAGGUGCCUCAGUGUCGUUUUCGGCACCUCAGUGCAGGCAGGGGUGCUGUCUGCUGCCGCGUGCGCUGUGCGCGCACGGGAGGCUAUGCACGUGCUUGGCUAUACGCGUGCUUCCCCGGUGGACGCGUACUGGUGUCAAAGGCCCAGAAAUGUAGGUGGCCCAGAGCUACAGGUAGCAGAAAGGCUUCCCACGAUUUAGCCCCAGGACCUGAGCGGUUAGGGUAGUGCCUGGGCAACCCGGCUUCGAAGGCUCCUCGUCCAGGGGGUCUUGCAGCUACACCUGCCGGUCUUCCCCGCACGGCGCUCGACUCGCCGUGCUCCUGGGCAGACGCGAGGCAGGCCGCUUCUGGGUGCUCUGUUGGAAGCAGUCGAGAGAGAUGUGGGGCAGAAGCUGGAGCGGGGGAGGCUUGUCCUGGGGCAUCGGGUCUUGCCUGGAGGCUUGUGUCCACGAGGCAGGAGCUUCCCUCUUCGCUCUGCCUCUCCGCGGGGCAGGGCCUCAGCUGCACGAGG
Molecule: messenger RNA, 3674 nt
Organism: Gavialis gangeticus (Gharial)
Lineage: Eukaryota; Metazoa; Chordata; Crocodylia; Gavialidae
Product: claudin-16-like
Exons: 5
Coding region: 83-748 (221 amino acids)
Biological process (GO): cell adhesion; bicellular tight junction assembly
Cellular component (GO): bicellular tight junction; plasma membrane
Molecular function (GO): structural molecule activity
Source: RefSeq, a predicted model, not a curated record